AUGUCCGCAGGUAUAACCUCACAGCAGAGCCAAGUCAAGCCUGUGACGCCUAUGACGCCAGAGACAACAAUUACAAGUGUCAAAGAUAACAACCUGCCGCAGGGGACUGCAGCUUCAACACAGCGCCUUAUAGCAGAGAAGCUUGCUCAGAAGGAAUCGGCGACUUCCCUUAAGCCCGACAUCAUGAAGGACAAGCCAUACACUGGUCAAUCGAUCGUUGGCUGGAGGAAGUGGGCUAAACGACACAAGAAUACCGCUUACAGCAGGUAUCCGGCCUGUAACGAGGCGGUCAACACCCACAUCUCCAAGGUACUCUGGGACUUGGAAAAUAAGAAGCCAAAAGCACUCAGCGAGCAGAAAGUAUACGGCGAUUUCAUGAAGGACUGGAAGGAAACCCAGUACAGGCAACGGCCGCCUUCGGCGCCACUGAUGGAGUCGAUCCGACUCAUCAACAAUGUCAGUCUGCCGCAGGACAUUGUCACCAAACUCGAGAUUUCUGGCUGGGAUGCGACCAAGUGCUGCGAUCCGACGUUGCCAUACUCCGAGAAGAAGCUUGCCAAAGUGCCGCCCAAUCUGAAGGGUUCCUCCAAGGACCCGGAUUCCGAGUUAGAAAAUGACUCUGAGGAGGUUGCUCUGGCACAAGCCAAGCAGCAACAGAGGGGAUCUUCACUGGACAUGGCCAUCACCUUGAUCGACGAUCCCGAAGAUGAGGAUAUUCAGUCCUCCGGCCAAUCUUCCCGGCAGGCUUCAUCUGCUGCAGAAGCUGUAAUCACCAGUCCCAAGAAGGCUUUGCCGCCGCUAGCCUCUUUUCAGCCCCCAAAGCCGCCACGAGUUGUUGUCAGCCAGAACGAGGAGUCAGAGGCUGCAGCGUCUGUCAGUCAUCAUCUCCAUGGCAUACCCAGCAUCGGAUCUGAGAAGGCAUCGAGGAUCGGUGGCGUCGCCAAGUCUGCCGAACAGCUGACAGAGAAGACGGAGUCGACCAACUUGUUCCAUCAAGACGACAACUCCUUGUCCAACAGGCCCCCAAGCCCUUACUCGUCCUCGUCCUCCUCUUCCAAGAGCGGGAAGCGAAUUGCCACAAAGGACCUUAGACGAGCUCUGCAUAAGGUCAAGAAGCUAGACGCUCUCUCGGGCAAACAUUCUACUCAACUUGAAGACCAAGGCGGUCAGGUCCUCGCCCAGACACAGAGACUAGACAACAUUGAGCGAGCUGUCGGAGAGCAGGCUAGCAAUUCCUACAACUUUGCCAUGGAACUGGAGGCACACACAACUUUCCUCAAGAAACAGGAUCUCGCACUGGCACAACUCCGCAAUGACAACCAGGCCCUACGAGCAUGUCUCCAGGACGUGCUAUAUCCCCUCGCCCAGGCUGUCAAUACGAUGCACAAGUCGACUAAGAGGGACAAGAAAACGCUUGAGGCAAACGCCAAGAGAGCCAAAAAGGAAUUAGAGGAGUUUGAGGCCGCGGGCAGGAACGCCGAGGCCGUGAAGCGAGGUACUCGGAAUCUUGGCCAGAUUCUGCGGGCUCCCCAGGGCGAUAGGAUGGACAUGGAUUGA
Colletotrichum scovillei is the source of this 1557-nucleotide messenger RNA. RefSeq lists its product as uncharacterized. NCBI's taxonomy places the organism in Eukaryota, Fungi, Ascomycota, Sordariomycetes, Glomerellales, Glomerellaceae. Bases 1 to 1557 code for a protein of 518 amino acids. The record is from RefSeq and is a predicted model, not a curated record. The transcript has 2 exons.